Trifolium pratense (red clover) is the source of this 1003-nucleotide messenger RNA. Its product is annotated as ubiquitin-conjugating enzyme E2-23 kDa-like. The record is from RefSeq and is a predicted model, not a curated record. Gene Ontology annotation, biological process: ubiquitin-dependent protein catabolic process; protein polyubiquitination. The coding region runs from base 211 to 771 and encodes 186 amino acids. Gene Ontology annotation, molecular function: ubiquitin conjugating enzyme activity. Lineage: Eukaryota; Viridiplantae; Streptophyta; Magnoliopsida; Fabales; Fabaceae. Gene Ontology annotation, cellular component: nucleus. The transcript has 7 exons.
CCUUAAACUUUUGUUAACACGUGUUUAUCCAUCUUCUUCCUUUGCUUUUAUCUCAUUCUUUCUUUCUCACAUAACACAACCCUCACCCUUAUAUAUCUUUUUCUCCAUUCAUUCUCUCUUUUUUCCUUCCCAAUCACUCUCUCAUCACAACGCCACCAUCAAACGCCUUAAAGGGUUUCAGGUUGAAAUAAGCGACUUGUUAUAGUGAAAAUGUCAUCUCCAAGCAAGAGACGAGAAAUGGAUGUAAUGAAAUUGAUGAUGAGUGAUUAUACAGUGGAGACAAUAAAUGAUGGACUCACUGAAUUCAAUGUGGAGUUUCAUGGUCCUAAAGAAAGCCUUUAUGAAGGUGGAGUCUGGAAAAUUCGUGUUGAACUACCUGAUGCAUAUCCAUACAAAUCCCCUUCAAUUGGCUUCGUGAACAAAAUAUACCACCCGAAUGUUGAUGAGUUAUCUGGCUCUGUAUGCUUGGACGUCAUUAACCAAUCAUGGAGUCCAAUGUUCGAUCUUCUAAAUGUCUUUGAAGUGUUUCUACCACAACUCUUGCUUUAUCCAAAUGCUUCAGAUCCUUUGAAUGGCGAUGCAGCGUCGUUAAUGAUGAAGGAUAGAAAGCUGUAUGACCAAAAAGUUAAAGAAUAUUGUGAGCGGUAUGCAAAGAAGGAAAACAUUUGCAACAAUGGUACUGGUGAUGAUGAAGAGAGUGAUGAUGAAGACAUAAGUGAAGCAGAAACUCAAUCAAGUGAUGAUGAAAUUCCUGGUCGUGCUGAUCUUUAAGUUGUUACAUACCUUUUUAAGGGUCCAUGUAUUACUACACAUAUUUACUUGUUCAGAAAUAAUUAUGAGAUAAGAUGUAGGUUUAUUAUAUGUACUAUUUUUUGUGCCCUUAAAAUAACAAUUAUUAUUCCUCUGUAUAAUUUCUUACCAAAGUUAUACUAUAAUAUGUCAUUAGGGGGCUUUAAACUUUUAAAUGUAAUUUGUAUAUUAAUAAUAUUUCACAUUUUAUCUU